AUGUCUGCAAAGCGAUCCCGUCAAGCCUUCGAAGCCGACGCCCGAGCCGAGCAUUCGCCCUACGUCGCCUACGGCACACCUCUCCCACCUCUAGACCCCGAGGUCCGCGACGACGGGUCCUACGUGCCAGUAUGGAAGCAGGAAGUGCGCGAUGAUCAGGGCCGUAAACGCCUCCAUGGCGCCUUCACAGGCGGCUGGAGUGCUGGCUACUUCAACACAGUUGGAUCUAAAGAAGGAUGGACACCCUCGACUUUUGUGUCCUCUCGUUCGAACCGCCACAAGGAUGGUGGCACUGAACAGGCUUCGGUCGCGCGUCAGCAGCGGCCCGAGGACUUCAUGGACGACGAGGACCUGGCAGAUGCUAUCGAAGCUCAAAAGAUUCAGACAAAAGACUCUUUCGCUGGGCUGGGCACUACGCGGGACGAUGGGGUCCGUCGGAGCGCGAUGCUGGACCUCUUCCGCGCACAAGGCGACACCAUGGGAGCCAAGUUGCUUCGGCGCAUGGGCUGGAAGGAGGGCCAGGGCAUCGGACCGAAAGUGCGCCGCCGUGCUCGUCUCGACAAUUUGACAUCCAUGGCCGAUGACAACGUCGAGAUGCACAUGUUUGCUCCCGAUGAUGUUCCCAUGGUCGCUUUCCUGAAGAAGCUCGACCAUAAAGGCCUGGGGUAUGAAGGUGCCGCACGGCUAACGCCUGCAACUUUUGGUUCGGCGAGCCACAAGUCGAAUCCCGAUGAAAGCUCAGACGAUGACGACAGUCAUGAGGGGCCUUCUCUUCGGCGGCCAGGAAUAACAAGAGAUAAAAAGGCGAAGCCUGUCAAGGGCGGAUUUGGCCUUGGGGUUCUGAAUGAUACUGGAUCUGAUGAUGAGGAUCCAUACGAGAUUGGCCCGAAGAUUUCAUAUAAUCGCGUGAUACGCGGGGAGAAGAAGAAGAGCAAGUUGAAGCCGAAUCCUACAGCAAGUGCGGCCUUUGGAUCGGCGCCUAAAUUCAAGUCACGCAAGAACGCUUUGGCAAGGGCCGGACGGAAUCUGCGGAAAUGCCAUGACGGACGCCUGCCACUCGAAGGAUUCGUUUUUGGGCACGAGACAGACGCACUGGCUUCGACCACGGCGGAUGUCCUUCGUUACCCUCCGCCCACGAUUCCACCGGGCUGGGUGUCAAAGAAGUCCAAGAAGGCCAUCAAUGAAGCGGCAACCGAUUCUUCUGGAUUCAUUUCCACCGCAGACGCGGCCAAAGCAUCCUCGCUUGACCCCAAGUCGCGGGCCGCUCUGCUCGGUGAAGCCCAGCUGCCCGGCAAGUCUGUCUUUGACUUCUUGUCACCCGAGGCUCGCGAACGUCUUGCCGCAGCCUCGGGUAAAGCAAAUCUGCCGCCAGCCCUAAGUGAGAUCCCCGAGGGCUACGCGUUAUCCGAAGAAGAGAAACAGGCACAGCUUCUGCGCCAGAUACCACAAAUCGACAAGCAGACUGCUGCUGCUGCGCUGGCCCGCGGUGCAGCUGGCUCUGGCCCAUAUGCGGAUAAUGAAGCGAAGCGUACUAGAUACAGACAGUUUCUCGAGUACUUUGCCGGCUUCACUCCGCAGCUCCCCACACGACCACAGGCCUUCAAGGACCCCGACUGGCUACGCGAGCUCAACGAGUUUUACAGCUGCGCGCGCAUUUUCAAGCCCAUGACGGGAAUGAUGGCUUCGCGGUUCACAACAAGCAGCGCGAAACCGCCCAUCAACGAGGCUGGCGCAAACGCCGAUGGCGAAGCCGGAGAAGAGAAGCAACUGAUACAUCGCCCACCACCAAGACCUGCAGAUCCUGCAGAGGAGGCGGCGAAGAUGGGCAUGUACGGCCAUAUGACGCGCUCCUCAGCCGACUUCUACCCAACCAGGCUCCUCUGCAAGCGCUUCAACGUCCGACCGCCAGCACACGUAGUCCCUGACACGGAGGCCGACAGCGGCGCCAACGGUGCGAAAGAGCGCAAAGAGCCGGACUGGGGCUCGCUGGGUGUGGCAAGCCUACCAAACUUUGCGAGCGCUGGAAUGUACCAGCAGGGAAGCACUGCAUCGCAGUCUGGCGGCGCACAGCUGACUUCCUCGACCGAAGGUCCUGAGGCGGCCGCAGCAUCGGCGAAGGUCAACGCUGAUGUCAACGAAGCUCUGGAGGGUAAACGCGCGGAAGACGACGUGCUGCGGGCGAUCUUUGGCGAUAGUAGUGAUGACGAGGACGACUAG
Microdochium trichocladiopsis is the source of this 2217-nucleotide messenger RNA. RefSeq lists its product as uncharacterized. The record is from RefSeq and is a predicted model, not a curated record. The transcript is spliced from 2 exons. Gene Ontology annotation, biological process: mRNA processing. The coding region runs from base 1 to 2217 and encodes 738 amino acids. Gene Ontology annotation, cellular component: nucleus. Gene Ontology annotation, molecular function: RNA binding. NCBI's taxonomy places the organism in Eukaryota, Fungi, Ascomycota, Sordariomycetes, Xylariales, Microdochiaceae.